This is a messenger RNA of Anopheles cruzii, 4943 nucleotides long. RefSeq lists its product as uncharacterized. The transcript has 7 exons. The coding region runs from base 559 to 2814 and encodes 751 amino acids. Lineage: Eukaryota; Metazoa; Arthropoda; Insecta; Diptera; Culicidae. The record is from RefSeq and is a predicted model, not a curated record.
UCUCUCUCUCUGCGCGGUUGUGCGUUGUUUGCCUCCCCCGAUUUUCCAACUCCCCCCGGGGGCCGGGCCAAGAAAGUGAAAGAAGUUUUCCCGCUGACGUUGGCGUGAGUGUGUGUAGUUGUUAACAGGCAGUAGCGUGCGUCCACCACUCAAUGUCCACUGCUGACCAGCCAGCGAGCGAACUGGCCAGGAAGUAGUGCGUAUAUGCGCGGCGUUUGCGCUGUUCUAGGUGGUUCUUAUAUUCGUGUGCAGCCGCUUUCCACCGGCAGGCGGGAAAGGCAGCUAACGGGAAUCCUAACGACUCCAGUUUGUCCAGCCGUAGCUGCCGCCCGGAAAUGGAUUUCCGCUGCGAGAAGUGACGUGAGUGCGUGAAUCGUGUCCAGUGAACGCGACAACCUCUCGGGCAGCAGCCGUGCAGUUCGCUAUAUCACGCUGUACUUUUCGCUCCCUCUGUGUGUGUGCGUGUGUGUGUGUGUGUGUUUAUUUUGUCGGUGGGAACGGUAAGGUGAGUCCCCAGGCCUACGGUGCACCACUUCUACGGGUUCUGGGAGCACCACUAUGCUCUCCUACGGGAUGCCAGUCGAGGACAUAGCGCCAGCUCGGAAGGAGGACAUUGCGCGAAAUCGUAGCCUCGACCUUAGUGCAUCAUCACACAGCACCACCGCCAAACCGGCCACCAUACGGUCCACCAUCAAACAAUCGGCGCACCAGCACCAGCUACAAUCACCACGGGGGUCGGGUGGUCGGACGGGGUCCUCCAGGGUGGUGGCGAAGGACGAGCCACAGGGCGAGAGUUCAACCGAACCACUGCUGCUGCUGCUGCCGCCGCCGCCGCAGGCGCAGCAGCCGCCGAAGGACUCGUCGGCCAAGGUCAGGGUCUUGGCCCAUCGCGGCCGCUUGGUGGCCAGUGACGUGGUGAACGGCAACGGGGCGGGCGACGGAACGGCCAUGUCGAAGCUGGCCGGUUUACUGAAACACACCACCACCCGCGCACCCGCGGGUGGGGGCACAGGACGUGGCUGUAUCAAGAGUAGCAGCUCCUCCACGGCAGGCAGGAGUAGUAGCGGCAGUAGUAGUAGUCAUACCGGUAAUGUCUACUACAACGGUUACCGUGCAGUAAACGAGGAUGACGAUGAUGAUGAGGAGCAGGAGGAGGAGGAGGAAGAGGUAAAAGAAAAAGGAAAGAAAGAAAAACAAAGAGAGAAAGAGAAGAAGGAAAAACAAACAGAUAAACAGAAAGAGAAAGAGAACGAAAAGGACUCUUGCAAUCAGCAGCAGCAGCAGCCCGACUCCUCCGUUGACUCCCACCUCAACUCCAUCAAUCCUCCGAACGGAGUGAACUCCCGGCCCACACUACCGCUCCCUGCCGUCAGCAAGUUUGUGCUCCCGGUUCCCGGCGUCAUGAAACCGUUCAACGGGAACGGACCGCCGGCGGAGUUGAGUGUCACUCGUGCCGGCGGGGGCGGCAGCGGUGACGUGUCCUUCGGUUCGGACUCGAACUCUCCGAUGGAUGCAGCUGCAGCUGCAGCGGACUGCGGGGCGGCGAACCGGCCAAAGGUCAUCAACAAGCUCGGCAAGCUCCCCAGCAAAAGUGUACCACUGAAAAGAGUAUCGUUCGGGUCAUCGAAGGGCUCGAUGGUCGAGACGCUGGUGUUCGAGACGCCCACACCGCUACCGGAGCACGCCGAGCGGGAGUUUUUCCAAUCGCCGGCCGUACUGCUGGGGGCCGGCCACACGACCGUCCACAGUGGAGGCGGUGCAUCGGUGCAACCGGGCUUCCCCGCUGCACCUGGCGGUGCUUCAACCCCGACACCGAACCAACACCCGCAUCCGUAUCCGUACCAUCCGCAGCAGCAUCAUCCGCAGCAGCACCAUCACCAUCACCAUCACACGCACCACUACUACUCGGUGGACGGUGCCGGCGGUCCCACUGUCGGACUCGGAGGACGGCCCCUCGACGACAGUGGCAUCGAGCUUCAAGAAGAAGUAGAGCGCUCGAAGGUGCGUGUGUCUUUCUUUCAAAGCAGCAAACCGCAAUCAAUUAGUCCACCGGAGCUGCUGCACCUGUACGGCGGUGGCGUCGGCCAGAAUUUGAUCUAUUUCGGCGACGGCGGAGGAGGUGUCGGCGGUGGAGACGGCAGCUCAGAAUGCUAUGUUAACAACAACUCAACGCUAGACACGUACAUCACGUCGGCAGCACUCAAUCAACAGUUCGACUCGCUACCGGGCCAUCAGCAGCCGCCCCAUCCGCACCCGGAUCACUGGGAUCCCAGCAUGGCCGCCUUCUACGGGCCCGGUACCGCCCCGCCGCCAUCAGCCGCGUACAAUCGCCAGAUGAGCACCGAAUCAGGCUGGGACAAUCCGUUCAGACCGGGAGGCGAUCUGUCGAGGGAGGCCGAUGAAAUAGUUAAUCUUAUCAAGGGCGGCAAACCUAUUACGCCGACCGGUGAUCAAAGCUUAGUGAACGGGGAUGGUGGUGCGGUGGAUGGUGAAGGCACGGAUCCUACCGACAGCCACACCGACGGGGGCACCACGAUAGUCGACGGGGUCGUUACAAAGGACGAGUCCGUUCAGCUACAGUCGAGCCAGCAGAAUGGGACAAAGUCGCCCCACAAAACACGCGCGGCCACCGGCGGCUCGGCGGCCGUCGGAUCACCGGCGACGGCGGGUACGAAAAAUGGCGCUCCGACGGCGGACGGAAGCAUGGCCCAGACACCGAUCAGCAAUCAGGUGAUACCGGGCCCGCAGUCCGCGUCGCACGUUGUUAUCGACGAGAAGAAGAAGAAAAAGUGCACCUGUUGCGUAAUACAGUAGAGGCGCCAGGUGACGACGACGAAUAACGAACCGAAUACGGCGGGAGGGGGGAUGGUGGCACAGAGAACAGAGAGGAAGCUGGGGAGAUGAUAUGCCCAACGAAAGCAGCAGCAGAAGAAGAGCAAGAAGAAGACGGGGAGGACGAAGAGGAGGGUAUUCUGGUAGUUUUCCUAUCACACCACCACCACCACCAUCACCGCCGCCGCAUGCAACAGGGCGUUACGUUUUGAAGGGCGUAAGAAGCCGUGGCGGUGGGAGGUGCCGGGGUUUCGCUUCCGGCCGGUCGGCCGGCAGGCAAAGGCGAGAGUGGGCCUGUGCUCGAUGUUGUCUAGCGCGAACCUCGCUGGACGUUCGCUUUUGAUCGUUGUUAGGGUUUGUGUUUUGAUUUUAUACCAGCCACACUCAGGAUCGGUCGUCAAGAGAAUGGUUUAGAAGAAAAAAAAACAAUGGUGUGAUCCGAGUACGCCGAAUGCAGCACCCAAUGCACAUUCUGUGUGUGUGUGUGUGUGUGCGUGUGUGUGUGUGUGUGUGCGUGCGUGUGUGAUGUGGGUGGCACAUCCUUUAAGUAGCAAACUCUUUGCAUCUUCCUUGCGUUUUUUUUAUUCAUCAUCACUCACUCUCUCUUUCUCUCUCCAUGCCUUCAAAGUCCCUUCAAGCUAUUUUGUCGUGUACUACUAGUUUUUGUAUGCACCUACGUUUUACGGUAGGUUAGCGAGUAAGUGGACGAUGGUUGUGGAUAAUCGCUGCAAUGCUUGGUUUAUAAUAUUUAUUCUACUUUGAGUUUAACUUAUGUUUUGCACUUGAACGGGGACUUUUUCUCAUGCCCGCGUUGCUCACAUGGCGGCGGGCAGGCAACCCUGGUCACACGUUGGACAGGAUAGUAAAACGAGACGCAUGGCGCAGGAGAGCGUGCCAAGAGCAGAUAAGAAAAGUGGUCUUGCAUAGAGAGAGAGAGACUAGAGCGUGGGAAAGACGUAGCAGGCACAGAGAAGUGGAAAGCAAAAGGGUGGCGAAGAUGACCAACGCGCGAUUGGGAAUUUUGAUUUGUGGCGAAGCAUGGCGAGGAACUAGAGAAGCUAGGUUCAACAUAGUGAUGCCUGUAUCGUCUCUCUCACACACGAACACACACGCAGACACGGAUAUUUUUACAAACGAUCAUAUAUAACAACAUUACAUAUAGUAACUAAUGUUAAUAGUUAAGGUUUAAGUGACCAAACGGAGGACGGGGCAGAGAAAACAAAAUGGAGUCGAAUUAAAUCAACUCAAGAUAGACCAAGUGAACGGGGCGAGCGAGCGAGCAAGCAAGCGAGAGAGAGAGAGACAGGCAGGCAGGCAGAAUGGCGGAACGGAAGCUAAAGAAAGCACGAUCACUGCGGUCCGUAUGAAUGUUAUCCGUUUUGGUUUGUUCGUGGUCGUCUGACGUGCGUGCGCAGAGACAAUUUUCUAUGUUUUAAGCCUCCCACCACCCUAACAACCCCCCCACACCCACCCGCGGUCGGUAAGAAUGACUCCGCCAAAGGAGAUCAGGGUGCGGUGAGUCGUCGCUAUAGGCAGACAGCGUAUUGUUUUAGUUCCUUUGUAUUGGAAGCAUGCUUUUAAGCACAACUACAGAGAGUCUGAGAACGAGGGAGAGUGAGAGACAGAAAGAGAAAGAGAAAACAGAGGUAGGGCAGGAAAGGUUUUUUGUUUUUGCGGAAAUGUGUGUCAUUUCGCUCGUCCCAUUUGCCCAUUCCUUCGCAUUGUAGCACGUGUGACAAUCGCUGUGCGUUUUCUAGUGCUCGCUGUACGCAUCACACCAUCAAUCAAUCGUUUCAGUGUAGCCAUUUCAGUGUAAUCGGCCAAGAGUUUCGGCCUACCGAUGUUGUUGCGACUUUGCGAGAGCCUACACACCCUGGUGCCAGUUUUACGUUAACUUCAGAUUUCUGUUCCAGUCUCGAUCUCAUACCAUCUGCCACCCAUUUUCUUUCGGUUUUUUUUUAUUUCGGCGCAAUGACAACUGGUGCAACUGGAUCGAGCAUAUUUCGAAACCCAAUAGUAUCCCUGUUCUUGUGUAGUGUCGUAAUCGGCCUGUAUCAUAUUACUGUGUAACGCUAUUCUUUAAAUAAAUUAAACCUUCUUUCGCCCGCACA